Molecule: messenger RNA, 2205 nt
Organism: Hemibagrus wyckioides
Lineage: Eukaryota; Metazoa; Chordata; Actinopteri; Siluriformes; Bagridae
Gene: eps8l3a
Product: EPS8-like 3a
Exons: 20
Coding region: 98-1939 (613 amino acids)
Biological process (GO): Rho protein signal transduction; positive regulation of ruffle assembly; regulation of Rho protein signal transduction
Cellular component (GO): vesicle; ruffle membrane; plasma membrane
Molecular function (GO): actin binding
Source: RefSeq, a predicted model, not a curated record
CAUCAUUUUAAAGAGCAGUGUUUUACACACACACACAUACAGUGUAAGGACAAACAGAUAAAGCAACUCCAAGGCUGGAACUCAGAGCAGGGUGACGAUGUUCAACAGCUACACAGACUCAUUACAGUCCGAUUACUCUUUAGAUGAAACAUCCUCACAGAGCUCCAGUCUGUCACGACCCAGCGCUAAAGCCAUCUACAUGCGCAGGAAAGAAUAUGCCGAGUCCAUCAACAAACAACUGGCCAAGUUUCAGUACAGAGUAGAGCACCUGUUCACCUGUGAGCUGGAUGGUGUGGAAGUCUCAGGACUGCAGGACUGUGUGGAGCGUCUGAAACUGUUGGAGACGAUGGGACGAGUUUGGGGACAGGAAAUGAGCCUGGAGGUGGACAAUGGGAAUUUACUGCUGAGAGAUACUGAGACACAGGAGGAGUUGGACUGUGUUCCUCUGCACAGUGUGUCAGAGGUGACAGUGAUGUUGGACACGUGUGUGUUUAAUUCUCUGCUGAUGAUCUCGGUGUGUGAGGGACGUGUCGUCAGUGUCUUCAUGUUCCAGUGUGACUCUCUGAGAGCUGAUUAUAUAAAGCGAGAUCUGGACCGAGCGUUAGAAAACUACAGCAACAACAACGCUAACAACGACAGGGGAAAAAACAGGACUCAGAUGAUGAAAAACAACAGAAACACACAUACCCCUCCAGAACAGAAAGAAUGGAUUCACCCAUACUCCCCCUCCAAUGAAUGGACUGUUCCAGAUUAUGAUCAGUAUCCGCCUCCAACUCCAACUCCACCUGAUGGCAGAGAAGAGCCAGUCUACAACAGAACAGAACACAUGACUCCGCCCCCUCACUCAGAGGACACAGCAAUACACCACACCCCUUCUCCUGCCCCUAGCACUGCCCCUUACACAGAGAGAGACAGGAACAUGGACAUCCUGAAUCACCUGAUUAAUGACAUUGAGCAGUUUGUGGCUCUCCUUCUCGCUGCAGCUCCCAAAACUGACAAGAAGAAAAAAAAGAAAAAGAAAAAUCAGAAAGGAUUGCCCUCAGAGAAGGAGUUUAAAAUUUGCCUGCAGAAAAUUAAAAUGGCCUUCAAUAUGUUGGCAGCAAUAAAUGGUCAGAUUCAGUCCCCCAGUGCUCCAGAACUUGUACACUGUCUCUUCUCCACACUGGAAGUGGUUGUAACUUGGUGUGUAGAUGAUCUCCCUGCGUGUGUAGUUGCACCGCUGUUGGAGCCGGAGUGUGUUCGCUUUCUGAGUGAGGAGGCAACGCAGGAGGAGGACCAGCUGUGGCAGUCGCUAGGAGAUGCCUGGAACAUCCCCAGGACUCAGUGGCCAGAGGAGGAUGAUGAGAUUCCAACCUUCACUCCAGUGUUUGAUGAUGGUUGGGAGCCACCAGAGAUCACAUACACUGAGAGGAAAGCGCUAAACCAUCAGGAGAGCCAGCAGUCCACUGCGGGACAGAGCAUUCAGUCUUCUAAGACAGCACCCAUGAGCUCUGAGGGCAUGCCAUUGAGCUGUAUGUGUGUGCUGUAUGACUUCAGAGCGAGAAACGACAGAGAGCUCAGUGUGAGAAAGGGUGAGAAGGUGGAGAUUUUGGACAUGUCUAAGCGAUGGUGGAAAGUGAGGAAUGAUCAUGGUGAAGAGGGAUUCAUUCCAAAUAAUGUCCUGAAGUCCAGUGAGAAUGAAGGUCCACAGGGGGCGGAUCCUAACCCAGUCCUGAACAGGAAGUCUCGGCCAGAGGAAGUGAAGGCCUGGCUAGAGCACAAAGAGUUUAGUAACAUUACUGUGCGCUGUCUCGGGGGUCUCAGUGGUGGGAUGUUGUUGGGGAUGACGUUAGAGGAGCUGAAGGUUGUUUGUCCAGAGGAAGGAAGACGAGUGUAUUACCAACUACAGAACAUCAAAUCUGCAUUAGCUCUUGCUAAAGAAGUAAGGCUGCUGAACUGAGAGAUGACACGGAGAGAAAUGAGAUACUACAACGAACACACACACACACAGACACACACACUGUCUUGUGUACAGUUAGUAGUAGAGGUGUGUGGAAGUUGUACAGAUCACAUGCACAGCUCCAGACUCUCAGCACUCGUAUAAACCCCAGUGUCUUCUCCUCUGUGUGUAAAUACAUCACUUUAACAUGAUUAAAAUCACAAUCAAUAAAUAAAUAAAUAAAUAAAUGAAUAAAUGAAUAAAUGAAUAAAUGAAUAAAUGAAUGA